Messenger RNA from Fusarium verticillioides 7600, 2487 nucleotides. Its product is annotated as beta-glucosidase. Gene Ontology annotation, molecular function: beta-glucosidase activity. Lineage: Eukaryota; Fungi; Ascomycota; Sordariomycetes; Hypocreales; Nectriaceae. The coding region runs from base 1 to 2487 and encodes 828 amino acids. The transcript has 6 exons. The record is from RefSeq and is a predicted model, not a curated record. Gene Ontology annotation, biological process: glucan catabolic process.
AUGCUGAUUCUUUCCUUAUCUCGAUUCCUUUUGUCAGUCGUCUCGCUGGCCAUCAUAGCCACCGCUCAAAGCCUCGAUGACUUACCCUUGGACCCUGGGACAAAGAGACUUCUCGAGUCCCUAUCUCCAGAAAAGCAGGCUUAUAUUCUGAAGAUGUAUGGAACAGCCCUUGCAGGACAAGUCCCCGCCUCGCCAGAUGUCAUCGAAGCGCAAGAGCUCACCUGGAGCUAUGGGAGGAGCCCUCCAUUCUAUCCAACUCCACCUGGGACGGGACUGGGAAAUUGGUCCCACGCUUAUGAUCAGGCAUCGGCUCUAGUUUCUCAGAUGACAAUGGAUGAGAAAGUAUCUGUGACAUCUGGACAGACGACUACGCCUAACGGAUGCAACGGCAUGAUUCCAGGAGUCCCACGCCUUGGAUUCCCCGGCAUAUGCGUCAACGACGGCCCCAGCGGUCUUCAUGGAGUCGAGGCUGUCAACGGAUACCCAGCUGGCGUUACCGUUGCUGCGGCAUGGAACAAGAGAUUGGCACACGCAAGAGGCCGCCAUAUGGGCCUGGAAGCCAAGCGCCGAGGAGUGAAUAAUCUUUUGGGACCAACAGUUGGUCCACUCGGCCGCACUGUUGUUGGUGGCAGGAACUGGGAAUCCUUCUCGGUCGAUCCUUACCUCUGUGGUGUCAUGGGUGCUCAAACAGUUCUAGGCAUGCAAGAGAAUGUUAUAGCAACUGCCAAGCACUUCAUAGCCAACGAACAGGAAACCAACCGUAACCCCAGCACCUUCGGCAUGGGCAACGCUUCAGUCACUGCGAAUAUCGAUGAUAGAACCAUGCACGAACUAUAUCUCUGGCCCUUCCAAGAUCUAGUCAAAGCCGGCGUCGGAUCAGUCAUGUGCUCCUACAACAGAAUCAAUGGCUCUCACGGCUGCCAGAACAGCUAUACGCAGAACGGCUUGCUGAAGACCGAGCUCGGAUUCCAAGGCUUUGUCAUAACUGACGCUGGAGCUCUGCACAGUGGAGUCUCAAGCGCCAACGCCGGCGCCGACGUUACGACGCCUUUCAACGAGUUGUGGGGAGGCAACCUUACCGAGGCGAUCGCAAAUGGCACGAUGAAAGAGAGUAGGCUGGAUGAUAUGGUCACUCGCUGGUUCAAGUACGCCGAGUUUGAACCUGGAACCGGAAUGCCGAUUGAUGUCUCCAAGCCACACAAGGUCGUCAGCUCCAUCUCUCGCGAUUCCCGCAAGACUAUCUUGCAGGGCGCUGUCGAGGGCAUUGUGUUGGUCAAGAACGAGAACAACACCCUCCCGCUCAAGAAGCCAAAGAUGCUGUCCCUGUUUGGCUACGAUGCCGAUGUACCGCGGAUCAACAACCGGGAAGGUAUGUAUAGCAACUGGGAUUUUGGAUUCCAGAGCGUCAACGUCACCGAUGGGGAAAUGCUUGGCCUUACCAUUGGCGUCGGCCAGGUUCCAGGCGGCGCCCAUCGUGGCACGCUUGUCACUGGUGGUGGCAGUGCUUCCAUCACACCCGCAUACAUCGAUUCUCCAUACAGCGCCUUUCAACAGCGCGUGAUGCGGGAUGGUACAUUUUUGUACUGGGAUUUUGAGUCGCGGGAUCCUGUCUACGCCAACGCCGGCUCCGAUGCCUGUAUUGUUUUCAUUAACGAGUUCAGUACCGAGGGUAGCGAUAGGUCUACCUUGGUCGAUCCUUGGUCAGACGAACUGGUCAAGAACGUUGCUUCAAAGUGCCCCAAUACUAUAGUGUCCAUCCACAACGCUGGCGUCAGGUUGGUAGACCAGUGGAUUGACCACCCAAACGUCACAGCGGUUCUCUUUGCACACCUGCCCGGCCAAGAUGCAGGCAAGUCACUUGUCGAGAUCAUUUACGGGGACCAGUCACCCUCUGGUCGGCUACCUUACACAGUAGCUAAAAACGAGUCUGACUACGGCGAGUUGUUGAUGCCUGUGAAAGCCGACAAUGCGUCAAACUAUUAUACGUCGGCCAACUUCACUGAGGGGGUCUACAUUGACUAUCGUCGCUUUGACGCGCUCAACAUCACCCCCAGAUACGAAUUCGGCUUCGGCCUCUCCUACACUACCUUCAGAUUCUCCGCGCUGCACUUGGAACUCACUUCCGCAGGGGCUAAUGCGUCAGUCCUCCCUCCACCAGGACAGGUAGCUGAAGGAGGACAGACGUCGCUCUGGGACACUAUCGCCACCGUUUCUGUGGACGUCAGGAACACCGGCGCCGUUUCCGCAUCAGCAGUUCCUCAGCUUUAUCUCGGCAUUCCGGAAGCACCCACGAGACAGCUGCGUGGGUUCGACAAGAUCCUCUUGAAGCCUAGACAGGUCAAAAAGGUGACUUUCUCGCUCACACGCAGAGACCUUAGUACAUGGGACGUUAAGGAACAGAACUGGGUUUUGCGUAAGGGAGGAUACAAUUUUUAUGUCGGGGCAAGCAGUCGCGACUUACCGCUCAGGGACACACUGGUUCUCUGA